Molecule: messenger RNA, 8533 nt
Organism: Podarcis raffonei (Aeolian wall lizard)
Lineage: Eukaryota; Metazoa; Chordata; Lepidosauria; Squamata; Lacertidae
Gene: AHDC1
Product: AT-hook DNA binding motif containing 1
Exons: 6
Coding region: 880-6261 (1793 amino acids)
Source: RefSeq, a predicted model, not a curated record
CCCUCCCCUCUCCCGCAUCAUCGCGGCUGCAUGCAAGCUGGAAACGGCGGGGGCCGCGAGAACCCGCAACGUGGGAGAAGGGAUCCGAAGCAAAGCCGCCACGCUUUGCGCAGCCCACCAGCGUCCAUCCCGCCCCUUUAAAGUCGUCGUCGUCUGCUGCUGCUGCUACCACCACCUUCCCUCCCUCCCCCUCCCCUUUCUAGCGGAAAGAACUACACCCCCCAGCAUGCUUUGCGGGUCUCUCCCUGGGGUUCCGGAUGCUGCUCCUGCCGCUGACAAGCGAAGGUAAGCAGAGAGCUUCGGAGGCAGCCAAGGCAGCGACAGCAGCUCUUAAGGAGCUCGAGCCGAGGGGAGCCUCAGCCAGCUUUUUUUCCUUCCCUCCCCCUUUCUGCGAGCAAAAGCAAAGCGGCAGGAGAGGAGGCGAGAGAAAAGGAGGAGGCGGCGAGCAGGGAGGGAAAUCGCCACCAGCACCAGCUGAGCAGCAGCAGCAAAAGAGAGAGAGAGAGAGAAAGAGGGAGAAACAGUCAAGGGUCUGGUUUGUCUUCGUUUCCUUCGCCCCCCCUCCCACCCAGCAGCAGUAAAGAGAGAAGGGGGUGGAGAGAGUAGGGAGGGAAAAAAAGAGAAAAAGACACAGGGAGCUCGAGAGCGAGCGAGCGCAAAUUCUCCCAGCCUUGCAUAUUUUCCUUCCUACCCCUCCUCCUGGCUUUUUCUUUUGUGUGGCGUGUUUGAAAGGAAGGGAAGGAGGCAAAAGAGACGGAGGAAGAAAGAACGAAAGAAAGGAGGAGAGCGAGCGAGAGUGGGGAGGGGGGAAAGGAGGAGGCGUCGUAGAGUCAUGUCCAGCAGAGUUGCGUGAGGAUAAUGUGAUCGGCCAAAGAGGCGAUGAAUAUGCUGUCGCUGAAGGUUGGCAGUGGCGCCGAAGGGUCGGGCAGUCUCCCCGGCAGCGCGGAGCCCUCUCCUCUGGAGGAAAAAAGUCUCUCCCGAAAGGCAGCCGCCGCCGCCGCCGCCGAAGGGAUCGGAUCCCCACAGCAGCAGCAGGCUGAUGGGAGCUCCAUCGCCUGCCAGCCCAUUGGACUGGAAAACGGAGCCAACCCUCCAGCUGAAUGGUUCCCGCGCAGCCAGGGCCCGGGGCUGCGGCAGCCCAACAACAGCGAGGCGGACGGCAGCGAGAGAAACUUCAGGGUGAACCUCCACUGCAAAUAUGGGCGGCCCAGAGAAUUCAAGUGUAACAGCAGGAACAGCAAAGCAGAAGGUCCAGGUUCCACGUUUGCAGAUGUACAUCCCAGCAACUGUUCUGCCAAGAGGCAUGCCGGUGAAGAAGAAUUUAGGAAGCGCCUGAAAUCACAGGGCCCGUCAGUCCCACCAGCAGGAGGCGCCAUCCGCAGUUCUUCUGAUUACUCCCAAGAGCCAAAGUUAUACCAGGCAGGGCACCCUGGUCAAAAGGUUUCAGCGUGUCUGGCUGAAAAAGCCUUGUCAUUCAGCAUGCUCAGCUUUCCUGAAGGUUCCUGUUCAGCAUUAGGCCGUGAGCACAAGUCUAGCUCACUGCGUCAUGCUGAGACGGCUGACCGGUACAAGAGCUUUCACGCCCAUGGCAGCACCAAGGCAGAGGAUUUGCCGUCGGCCAAUGUUCUGGGCUGCCCUGUUGACACCCGGGGCCUAGAUGAGACAGCCACGCACGACAGAGCUGCCAAGACCUUCUCCAAUGCCACUCUGGCCUCAGGAAGGUGCAACAUUGACAACAUCAUCUCGCUGCUAAAGAGCAAGUGUGGAAAUGGCCGUAUCAACCUCUACCCUGUGGUGCAGCUCAUAGACAUCAUGAAGGACAUCAACCGCCUCUCCCAGGACCUGAAGAGCUGUGGUGUUCACCUGGACUGCAGUGGCCUAGAGCUUAACAGCCACCCACCACUCAACGAGGAAGGCCAGGAUCAGGGCCUGCAGUACAGCUUCUACUCCUCACCCAUGCUUGCCAGCAGCAUCCGUAGCCCCGAGGAGGUAGCAGUGCAGGGCAGCACCAAAGCUGAGCUGCCCAAGCAGACCCGACCCACUGGCAUCUGUGAAGGAGAGUCAGAGGGGGACACUCAGAGUGCCCAGUACCCAGCCACCCAGAGUAGCCCUGCUUUGAAGGCAUCAUCAAGCAGCAUAGAUGAAGCUAGCAGCUCGGAAUCUGAUACCACUGAUUAUCCCGAACUGGCUGAUACAGAUAUCCUGAGCGAACUGGCUUCUUUGGCAUGCCCAGGCCCCCAGUUAAUAGAUCAUCAACAUCUGGAGCCCCACUCCCAGUUGCUGCAAAGCCAGGAGCUAGAUUCAAGGUCCCAGUUAAUUGGUUCACAGUCUCUGGAACACCAGCCUCAGCUAGUAGACUCUAAGUCUUUAGAGCCUCCUCCAGAACCGCUGGCAUUGCAGACGGUGGAGCCACUGCCUGUGCCACUGGGGCUGCAGACUCUGGAGCAUUUGGAGCUGCAGAAUCUGGAGCCCUUGUCUGAAUCACUAUCACUUCAGUCCCUGGAACCCCUUUCAGAGCCACUAGGGCUCCAGUCUUUAGGGACUCUGGACCACCAAUUGCUCGACUCCCAAGCCCAGCUUCUGGAUCCGGAAGCCCAGCUGCUAGGCUCCCUGCCCAAGUUGUUAGACUCCCAGCCCCAGCUAGAGACAGACGAGUCCCUAGGAGCACAUUCGCUGCAACCCAGCUCCCACCUUGGAGGCUGCUCCCUGAGAGGAGUAGUAAGGCGAGGAGGAGGGCGGGGAAGGGAUGAUCACAGGAAAUAUGCUCUACGUAGAACAGAUAAACCAAAGAUGCUCUGCCGCCGGCGGAGAGGUGGCCGGGGCCGGCGGGCAGAGAUUGUAGCUGAGAACAGAGUCCUCCCCAUGGCUGUACCAGUGGAGGUGGUGAUGGCACAACCAGAUGAAGUCAGGAUGCCGGUGACAGCAGAAGUGAUGGAGCCCAUCGUUUCCCCACUGGAACCUGAAGAUGGCCAGAAACCAGCCGCCAACCUGCAGGUCCAAAAACCCAAGUGCCGUGGAGUGCGAAGGAUGGUGGUGAAGAUGGCCAAGAUCCCUGUCUCCCUUGGGAGGAGGAACAAGACGACAUACAAAGUGUCCUCUCUCAACAGCAACUUGAACCUGGAAGGCAAAGAGCUCACAACCUGCAGCUCAUUGGAGCCAACUCCGCUGCUGAAGAUGAAGAACAAUGGUCGUAAUGUGGUGGUGGUCUUUCCUCCAGGUGAAAUGCCUAUUAUCCUGAAGCGCAAGCGGGGGAGACCCCCAAAAAACCUGAUGCUGGGUCCCUGCAAACCCAAGGAACCCACCCCAGAAGUGAAAAAGCGGAGGAGGAGGAAACAGAAACUGGCAUCACCACAGCCCUCCUAUGUCGCCGACACCAAUGAUAGUAAAGCUGACUACUCUGAUGUCCUGGCAAAGCUUGCCUUCCUAAACCGCCAGAGCCAGUGCUCGGCUCGUUGCUCCCCGCCUCGCUGCUGGACCCCAAGUGAGCCAGACUCCAUCCACCAAGCCCCAGACACUCAAAGCAUCUCCCACUUUUUGCACCGGGUCCAAGGUUUCCGCAGACGUGGUGGUAAAGGAGGCGGGUUUGGACGUGGAGGGGGCCACUCUGCCCGGUCACCUCGCUGCUCCUUUAGUGAUUUUUUUGAAGGCAUCGGCAAGAAGAAGAAGGCAGCCCCAGGGGCAGCCAUGCAUGCUGACCCUGUUCACCCACGAAAAAGGGGCCGGCCAGAGCCCGACUCCAUGGAGAAGCCGAAGAGGAAGAGGCGGUCCCGCAAGAAUGGGGCGCUGUUUCCUGAGCAAAACCUUGGCCAGAACUUCAGUGAUGGGACCUCCGAGUGGGGCGGAGACAAAGAAAGUCUUUGGAUGUCCCAUCAUGGACACCUCUCCAGCCAAGCCAACAGGAACUGCAGUUACCAAGACUCUCGGACCUUCCACUCUUCAACGCUGGAGUCAAGUUCAUCCAGUAGGACUGGUUUUUAUGGUGGGAGCAACCCAUCAUCACAGUCCGAGCUAAGCCAGGAGAGACAGAGCCUCUUCACAGGCUAUUUCCGCUCCCUGCUGGAUUCAGAUGAUUCCUCUGACUUGCUAGACUUUGCCCUCUCAAAUACACGCUCUGAGUCACGGAAAUCUGCUCCUUCGUACACAGCUCCUCCUAAUGCCAUCGCUACACAGAGGGGCAUGGCAUCUUACCCAAGCAGAGGGGGUAAAGUCACGCCCUCCUCCACCACCACUACUGCUACUACUGAGGCACCCUUUCACACAGCCAUGACAAGCCGGCAGUCGUUCCCUCCCAGCCGAUCAGCGGGAUACAGCCUUUCUCAGGCUGCUUCGGAAUGCCGCAGCACAGAUGCCUUUCAGAAGCUGGCGCCUCUCUCAGCUGUCUCCAGGUCACCCACCGCCCACUCCACAGCAGCCUCCAGCUAUGCACAGUACGGCAACUUCAGCAACAGUGGUGGGCAGAGCGUGACCCCUUCUAGCUUGUUCCAGCAAGGGAAGCCAUACCAUGCCACACAGGACUGCCCCAACAACAAAGACUGCAGCUUCACGUAUGGCAGUGGCAACAGCUUGCCCUCAUCACCGAGCAGUGCCCAUAGUGCCAGCUAUGCCCAGCAGACUUCGGGGCCCAGCUUGCCAUUGAAUAAGGCCUCCUUCUUCAACAGCUCGGAUCCCAGCCAGUUCUCCAGCUCCUCCCACACGCCCAUGAGGUGCGACAGCCGGGCAAGCACUGUGUCCCCAGGUGGCUACAUGGUCCCUAAGGGCUCAGUCUCCUUUCAGCCCUCCCCGGAGAACUGCCGGCAGUUUCCCAGUGCCUCCCAGUGGGCUUUCCGGCAAGGCUACAGCAACCUGGACUGGAACUCUGAAACCUUCAGCCAGCUCUACAACCCAGGCUUUGACUGCCAUAUCAACGAACCCAAUGUUAUCCUGGAUAUCUCCAACUACACACCCCAGAAGGCCAAGCAGCAGACCGUCUCUGAGACCUUCUCUGAGUCCUCAUCGGACAGUACCCAGUUCAACCAGCCAGCUGGCUACAGAAGGGCCAACAGCGAGGCUUCGUCUAGUGAGGGCCAGUCCAGUCUCUCUAGCCUGGAGAAGCUGAUGAUGGACUGGAACGAGUCAUCUUCGGCCCCAGGUUACAACUGGAACCAGAGUGUCUUAUUUCAGAGCAGCUCCAAGCCGGGACGUGGUAGGCGGAAGAAAGUGGACAUAUUUGAUGCUGCUCACCUGAACUUCUCGACAGGUGCAUACCCCUCCAAGAGGGGCACGGGGGCCAGGCAGCCACGAGGCUCCCGAGGUGCCUGUGCCUCCAAGAAAGAGAGAGGCACUGGCAAGACCAAGUUCCCUACCAAAUCCCAGCAAGUGAACCCCAUGUUUCAAGACAGUACAGAUUUGGGCCUGGACUACUACAGUGGAGACAGCAGCAUGUCCCCACUGCCCUCCCAGUCGCGGGGCUUUGGGCUCAGCGAAAGGGACCCAUGUGACUUUGCUGGGCCCUAUUCCAUGAACCCCUCCACCCCUUCGGACGGCACCUUUGGGCAAGGCUUCCAGAGUGACUCCCCUGGCCUAGGGCAGGCAGACCUGGACAGCAAGCAUUUCCCUGCCCUGCCCCACCAGCUUGCUGCCCCACCCCCUCAGCAGACUGUGUUUGAAGCAAGCUUACAGAAAGCCUUCUCACCCAACUGCUCCCCAACCCUGGCCUUCAAAGAGGACUUGAGGCCCAGCGACAUCCGCAAGCUCCCAGCCUGCGACUCGCUCAAACACAGCAUGCAAGGGGCUGGUGGCAUGCCCCACCCAGCCACGCACAUGUCUUGCCGGGACCUGCCCAUGUCCCAGCCACACUACGACUCGCCCAGCUGCAAAAACCCCAACUAUUGGUACUCCCCCACCUCCAGCACCCGCAGCCCUCCCUACGACAACAAAGCCGGGGUUGGGAUGCUAGUGGACUUCAUGGGGAGAAGCCCAGAUGUCUCCUGCCUCAACCCCCACCUGACCAGCCCCCCCAACACCAACCCUUCCAAGAGCGAGAAGGAGCCUAUGGACAUGGCAAGGGCCCACCACCGAGGGGCCUACAUUUGCCCCUUGAUGAACGACUUGAAUAUCUCCCCAGUCCCAAGAGACUCUAUGCUGCCGCUGCAGGACAACUAUAGGUACCCCAGUUUUGCACCCCAAGGGCACCCCAUCAUGACUGCAGCCCAGAAGAGCGCGUUUUUGGGUCCAAUGCUAGAGCAACAUCCUGAGGACACAUUCACAGUCACCUCAUUGUAGUGUCAUCUGAAGUGCCAACCAGACAACGAGGUUUUGUUUCAGGAGCUACUUUAGCCAGCACUUUUUCUGGAACACUUUUCAAGUUCUGUAUUUAAUGGAAAUCAAAAACUGAUCUUUUUGUUUGUUUGUUGGUUGGUUCUUUUGGGGGGGUUUUCUAAGAAAAAAAUAGAGAGAGAGAAAGGAAAAGAGGGGGAAAGGAGAGAGAUAAACACCCCCUUUUUAAAAAAAGAAAGAAAGAAAAAAGAAAAUAUAUUAAAAAAAUAAAAAUAAAAAACUCGCUUUCUUUGAGAACGGCAUGGAGACGAUUUUUGAACCAGACCAUGUUGUCAGCCCUCCUCUCCUCCCACCCUGCAGUCCAGCAAAAAGACAAUCGAACGAUCACAGCCACUGCCCACGUGGAGUGCGAGAGCCAGGGGAGCACCCGUGAUGCCCAGCACCACCCACCCACAGCAUGCAUACGAGAAACACACCAGAAGGCAAUGGACAACCUACAUGGAUAGCCAUGGGAAGGGGAAAUUUAUUUUUGUUUCUUUUUGGGAGAGGGAAAAGAGAACCGUCUAAUCUGUGAACUCAAAUGAAAACUCAGUAAUGAAGAUUGGAGACUCAGCAUUUUCCUCCUCCUCCUCGUAGCUCUUUUUCUUUUUUCUUCUCAUCUUUCUCUUGUGCAGUUUUUAUUAUUAUAUUAUUAUUAUUUUUCUCCCAGGUUGUUUGUUUGCAUUUUUUUUUAUUAAAAAAGAACAUUUUUGUUGUCGUUGCUUAAUUUCUUUGGAGAGCCCAGAAGAUUUUACAAGUCUGUGAACGGGCCUUGGGGACACCAUCAUCUGCCAUUCCCACAACCAACAGGAAGAUCCUCCCCCGACCACACUGGCUAUGCUCUUGUGACAAACGGAAAUGCACCCUUCUUGGUUCCUCUUGACAUUGCUCCUUCAGGAGGCUGGGUAGAGAGAAGGAGGACUUCCCCCUUGAAGAAUCCUCAUCCACUGAGAAGUCCCAGCAAGAAGACAGAAGCCUCGUGUUGCCUUUCCCUCCCUGCCCCCCUGCCCAACCCCAAUACACACCUGUAUUACUGUGGCCCUCUAUGUUACUGCCUCUCCUGCCUCUCCCUGCUGCCCCCAACCCCAGGUCUGUCACUGAGAUGCUUGUGUCUCCUUUGUUGAGAAGCAAGGUGGGGUGGAGGGUGGGAAAAUGGGGCUUUUCUUUCUGCACAAAACCAGCAAUUGUAAAUACUUUUCAAAAAUAUAUAAAAAAUGAAAAAAAAUACAAAAGAGCAAACACAAUGAAAACACACGAACACACACACACACACAGAGCGCGUUUUCAAAAUCAGAAAUAUAUAUUGAGAGGAGAAGAAGAAGAAAAAAAGGAGUCCAGAGAGAGUCAAAGCAGGAGAGAAGCUAAUUGUGUCAGAUAUGCACUGAGAAAUCUAUUUGCAGAUUGAUUGACAAAAAGUAACAAGAAGCUAUUUAUUGUAUAUAAUGUUUUAUUAUAAAUCGUGUAUUGUAUAUUGCAUCUGUACAUCUGCUGUGGUUUUGUGAUGUGCAAAUUUCAGCAUGGGUUUCCUUGAGGUUUUAAGUUGCUUUUUUAUUGUUUGUUGAGGGGGGCGGGAUUUUUAUUUUUUUGUUUUGUUUUGUUUUUUGGCAGUACGCACCCAAAGAUCCAAAUUUGUAUUUUAAAAAGAAAAGUGGGGAGGUGGGAGAUUAAAGACAAGCAAAUGCACCCUCUUUUGUUAGGGAGAGGGAGGGGAGCAACGGCAUUUUCUGAGUUCUCAUUGGCCACUUGUAAACCGUAUUUCUUCCAUGUGUGCCCCGUUGCGCCAGUGCUGAGCUCAGGGUGUAUGUGUGUGUGCGUGUGAGCGAGUGACUUCUUUUUCCACCUUUGUCCUGCCCUCUCUAUUCCCUCCUUUUCCUGGAUUUGGAAACUUAUGUACAGCUUUGUGGAUUGUGCAAAAACAAAAAAAGAAAGAAACUUAAAAAAAGAGGAAGACCCCCACCCCUGUUCUGUGUUACCCAUUACUGAUCUGAACUGUACGACUAAAUAUACCAGACUUGGUAGUCGACUGGAGACAGAACACACCUGAUUUGUCACCAUAUAAGCUCCUGCUUGCUUGAUUCCUUCCCCAGGCCACGUUGCCUUCAUCCACACCACCCCUCAAAGCCCCUCUUUUUAUUUUGCUUCCCCUCCCCCCUCCCUGUGCCCCAACUGGUCUUUUUGUGUAUUUAGGAAGGAAUUUUUAAUAGACACUUUUUUAUAUUAAAAGAAACCUAUAUAUUGA